Molecule: messenger RNA, 1926 nt
Organism: Bombus impatiens (common eastern bumble bee)
Lineage: Eukaryota; Metazoa; Arthropoda; Insecta; Hymenoptera; Apidae
Exons: 5
Coding region: 213-1436 (407 amino acids)
Biological process (GO): detection of chemical stimulus involved in sensory perception of smell; sensory perception of smell
Cellular component (GO): plasma membrane
Molecular function (GO): odorant binding; olfactory receptor activity
Source: RefSeq, a predicted model, not a curated record
UGGCUCAAGAGCCAGGUCACGAAUGGAUGAAACCCUUUCGAAAAUUAAUAAAUCUUGAGAUUAGCUAUAUUAAGUGAGAAUCGUGAUAAUAAAUUUGUCGUUCAUAUAUACAGUUUCUCGACCGGUAUAACUCUUAUGAAUAAUAGUAGAAUUACUGAUAGGAAAUUUGUUAAUUAUUAUCAAGAAUAUUUAUGAAAUGAUAUACAUAUUUAAUGAAGCAAGUGCGCCGUUUUGUUUAUAGGUACAGUGGCCUCGGAGAAAUUGAUUCAAGUUCAGCGUUUUUAAACUGUGCCUACUUCGUAUACAAGAUAUGGAUGCUGAUAGCUAUGUACAUCUUCGCAAUCACUCUGUUCCUGGAUAUUUAUGUGAACCGGGACAACUUACCGAUCAGCACCGACGAUGGCUGUAUUUUUGCAGGAAUUUUCGUUGUUAUAUAUAAGGCGAUGAAUUUGCAAUUUCGUCAGAAAGGAAUAACCAAACUAUUGGACGAAACGUUAAAAUGUACCGACGAUCUCUGCGAAUUUUCCGAAGUCGAAUAUAUCAAGGAAAUUAUCGAAAAGCAUCAAGUACAAAGUAAAAUGAUAUUCUAUGGGUUUACCGCGUUAGGAUCUAUAUUAGGAACCGCUUUGUUAUUUUUCUCACCGAUGGAGGACGGUUUGUUGAUCAGAGCAAAGUAUCCUUUCAAUACUACGAUAUCACCUUGGCACGAGAUAAGUUUGGUUAUAGAAACGUGCGCUGUUUUCGGCGGUUUAUUGGGAAUAAUUGGAAUAGACAGUUUUGUGGUUAUGAUCUGCACCUUGCUUACUGUAUUAUUCGAUAUGUUGAAUGUAAAUUUUGAAAAUUGUGGAAUCGAAACGAAGGAGCAUCGCGGGUUAAUUUUCAUUUAUAACGUGUCAAAUCUUCAUUGUAUCGUGAACUUGUCUUUACAGACGGUCGAGAGUUAUGACGAACGCAUUCACGCGAAUAUUCGUUUCAAUAGAAAGAAACUGAACAAUAGAUUUCUCUACCGGUAUAAGACGUGCUUUCAAUUUUAUCAGCGGUUAGUGUGUAUGACCAACGAUUACAACAAACUUUUCAACUUGAGUAUGUUCAUUCAGAUGCUUUCGAGUACUUCGAUUAUUUGCCUGAGUGGUUUCCAGGCUGUCGUGGUCGGAGGGCAAAGCUCAGACGUCAUGAAGUUCGGGAUUUAUCUGAGCGCAGCCAUAUCUCAACUCUUGUACAUCUGUUGGAUUGGAAACGAGCUGAACUAUGCGAGCUGGACGCUUGACAGAAGCCAGUGGCUCUCAGGCUGGAAUAACGAACGUUUAACCAAUAUCGUGAAAAUGUUCACGUUGUCCACGAUGUUCACCAGACGGUCGAUAACUUUAAAAGCCAGUGUAUUUUACGUGUUGUCUCUGGAAACUUUCAUUACAGUACGUAGACGUCGACAAAGUUAGGAUAAUACACCUUUGUAUUACAAUACCAGUAUUUUCUUCAACAUUCUUAUUGCAGAUCAUAAGGAGAUCUUAUUCAAUUUAUACUUUAUUGAACAACAUGCAAGUAACGGAUCAUUAACUCUGUAAUUCUAUGUUUACCAUAUUGCACAAUCUGUAAGGCGAUUUUUUAACCAAUAAGGUUACGGAUAUAAAGACGAGGUAUGUAUCAUAUUAUGCGAUCUUGCUUGGACAAAAACAAUAUACGAGACUGACCUGAUACGUUGGUGUACCUGUGUGGCUAAAAAGCAAGAAUAGAUAUCCUAUUUUUGGAAAUUUCAUAAUCGUUAAAGUUCUUGGCAACCUGUUCUCUCGUCACGCUUACGGCGAUCCCCUGUAGCUUCAGGCCAGCAACCUUGCAAAUUAUGGUCGACGGAACUCUCCUCUCGUACAUCGCGAAUUUACCGAUUCGUUCUAUUUAUGCUCGGUAAUAUGCGUUCAAUGGUAAUCGGGA